CUCUUCUUCCUCUACUUUCGUAUGAUAAAAACUGAACACCUGAAGGUCAUAAAAUAAGAGUUUUAAACUUCUAGGUUGACAAAGGCGGCUUUUAAAGCAGCAAGCAUUAUGAUGGUGCUGUUGUUAUUUGUUGGAAAUCAUUAGGACAUUCUCCUAUUUAUCCACGCUAUAUAUCCGAAACUAAAUGAAAUAUAGAGUGUGACAGAUCUAUCAUGCUGCAAGAUUCUGUGUUUUUCAAAGCGAUACUCUGAACCUUCUAAUCAACUAAUUGGAAAUUCUGUUUCAUAGAUAAAGCGUAUCAACAAAGAUUUCAAGCUAUCUUCUUACGGACUUCAUUCUAUCGAAACUUUAAAAAUUAUUUCUGUGUGCUUCAUCCUAAUAGUUAACUUCAGUGAGUAAAUGUUACGAGGCUGAGAUGACAACUAAACAUAUCGGGUACUCCAAUCCACGAAAUUUCAAAGAGAAGAUAGAGCUUCUCAAAAUGAAGGAAGCAGCUUCUACAGCAAACUUUGCAGCUGCUAUGAGGGAUGCUCAGGAGAUUUGCAAGAUUGCACAUGCGUACGAUGCCCUUCCGUUAUCGAUUGAUCAUAGUCAUAUACCUGGAAAUACUCCAAAUCGUUCGGGGAUUUUGAAGGCAUACUCCUUGUCUAAUAUCAGUAAUGCUGACUACCAGACAAAGAAGACGUCUGAUAAUUCUAACAAGGAUACCUCGUUCUUACAGAAAUCUAUGACGAUCGAUCGUAAAGAUAUACAUGGCUCCGGUGUAUCUAACUCUCAUACCGGUGUGUAUCCAUUAGCAUCAAAUAUUCAUGAUGAACGAGUUGCUCAACGACUACUACUACCUAGUAGUAGUAAUAGUAACAUACCGAUGAAAGAGACUGUUCCGGUUAAAUUAGAUGAAGAAUUAUUGCAAAAGUCUCAAAUUCCAAAUGUUUGUCCGUUUUUAUAUGAUCCAGUUGGUUCAACAACAGUGACUACAACUACGCCUGAUACAACAUCUCAUCAUUUACAUGAAAGAAAUACUUUUGUUCAUGAUACUGGUUAUACAUUGUCAAACAAUUAUUUAUCAUCUUCCUGGUCUACUAUUCCACCGACUCAACAUCCUGUUCCAAAAAGUUGUCUAGAUAAUUGGAACGAUGAUUGUUCCAAUGUGCCAGUUGUUGUUAGUCAACAUCAAAUUCAAAAAAAUUUUAAUUUAUUCACAAAUACUGAAUCACUACCACAACAUUAUCAAAAUUUACAAUCAAAAUCACAUAUCACUACAAAUCCUUAUUUAUUUUCUACAUCUUAUUCUAAUGUGAAAUUAGCAUCAACUACCAGUUUACUUACACAACAAUCUUCAUUAACUAAUUCAAGUCAAUAUACAUAUGAAUCGGGUUAUUUUAGUGUUGGUGUUGGUACACCAGUUGGUGGUUUUCGAAGUUUUCCACCAACAAAUUCUUUACAACAUCAAUUGAAAACACCAUUUUCUGCUAAUAUUACUGAACAGAUUAGUCGAGCACAAACACCAUAUUCAGUAGUUGAUUGGCGCAGAAUAUCAUGGUUAGCUACAUUUAAUGAAUGA
Molecule: messenger RNA, 1564 nt
Organism: Schistosoma turkestanicum
Lineage: Eukaryota; Metazoa; Platyhelminthes; Trematoda; Strigeidida; Schistosomatidae
Source: the annotation of a GenBank genome assembly